Molecule: messenger RNA, 1251 nt
Organism: Aspergillus calidoustus
Lineage: Eukaryota; Fungi; Ascomycota; Eurotiomycetes; Eurotiales; Aspergillaceae
Source: the annotation of a GenBank genome assembly
AUGACCCGCGUCUCGGCAUGGAUGUAUCUCUUCUACGGGACUGAUAUCAUUCAGAGCAAGUUUGACGAGGCAAAGGAUGGGUCCUUUGAAGUCCUUGCGCCAGACAAGCGAUAUGUCUUUGUCUCCUCGAGCAAGCAUCUACGUGAACUCGACACGGCGCCUGACACAGUUCUCUCUCUUCAGGCUGCAUCGAAGCAGAUGUUGCAACCACAGUACGCUAUGCAUAGCUUCAACUGGUUCGACCGCCGUGGCACUGAAGGCGUUGGUUUCGUUCGCGCCCUCCGCACCCUCUUGACCAACAACAUACCUCAGAUCCUCCCAAAUCUUAGUAUCCUGAUUACCUCGUCUCUCACUGAUGUGCUUGCGGAGCAUCCGAAUGUUGAUGCGCAAAUUGGAGCCGUCAUUCAGCGCUUCUUGUCGUCCCACAAGGCCGUCUACGAGGUAUUACUCCCAAUUGCCGACCAGCGAUGUCUCCAGCGGGAUCUUGGGAAACUUGGUGGCGAGCUACCAAAACAUGCCUGUAUCCAAUGGAUCAUGGAGACAUCACCCCGCAAGGCUCCCUGGUCCGGCAAGCGAGUUGUGCAUGAACUAAUGGCCAUCUGGCUUGGUUCUGUGCAUGCCCUUACCACGACUAUCACAUUCGCAAUCCGCGAUCUCUGCCUCCACCCCGAGUACGCCGAGCCGCUUCGCGCCGAGUUGGAGGCUGAAUACAAAAACUUCCUCCAGACAGGCCAGGGUCUUCCCCUGCUCGACAGUUUCAUCAAGGAGUCGGCGCGGCUUACUCCUGUUGAAUCUACCCUGGGCCCCUUUCAAUUCUCCGACGGGACAAAGCUGUCGCCCGGCGACUGGGCGUGCACGCCCGUGCGCGCAAUCAUGCAAAACGAAGCCCUGUACCCGGCGCCGCUCGAGUUCCAUGGUUUCCGAUUCGUCGAUCGCGAUAACGUCAGCAUUCACACCCCAGAGGGUGCUCAGCGAUUCCAAAUUCAACAGGAGAAGCCAUCUAGUCUGUGCAGUGCCGACGCGACGUGGCAUGUUUGGGGCUCGGGGAGGAUGGUCUGCCCCGGACGCUACUACGCCGCCGCAGUCAUGAAAGUCAUCCUUGCGCAGAUUAUCCGCGACUAUGACUGCAGCCUCGUCGAUCCGGCGGCCCGGAGGUGGUUUACGUGGCGAUCGACCACACUGCCGGGGCCGGGCACCAAGGUUGUGUUCAGCCCGCGCCAGGAUGUGUCCCGCGCCGUGUCUGGGGUUUAG